AUGUAUCGUGAAGCGUCUAUUAUGCGUACAUUAGAUCAUCCAAAUCUUGUGAAACUCUAUGAUCUUAUCGAUGAAAAUAAUGAAAUUUAUCUAGUUAUGGAGUUAGCUGAAGGUGGAGAAUUAUUCGAUAGAAUAAUAAAACGUGGAAAAUUUUAUGAACGUGAUGCAGCGGUUAUAAUUUCACAAAUAUUAUCCGGUAUACAAUAUAUGCAUACAAUUGGUUAUGUACAUAGAGAUAUAAAACCGGAAAAUAUACUUUUUGAAAAACUAACAGAUAAUUCAAAAUUGUUAAUUACAGAUUUUGGUUUAUCUAGAGAAAUUCAGCCAAAAAUGAUGACAAAUUGUGGUACAGUAGAUUAUUCAGCACCAGAAUUACUUAAAAGUAAACUAACUAAAUCUGGUUAUGGUCCUGAAGUGGAUAAUUGGAGUAUUGGUGUUGUCUCCUAUAUAUUACUAUGUGGUUAUCCACCAUUCUAUUCAGUGAAUCAAGAUGACAAUGAAACUAAGCAACAAAUUAUGUCAGGAAAUUAUCAUUUUCACCAUCCACAUUGGGAUCAUAUAUCGAAAUCAGCUAAAAACUUUAUUGCCUCUUUAUUAAAAGUUGAUCCAGAAGAAAGAGCUACAUUGGAACAAUCUUUAGAUCACCCAUGGAUACGCUUAGAAACAAGUCCUACAUUGGAUAUUUAUCCUAUGAUAGAGUCGAAUAUACGCGAUACAUUGGCUCGUCAACGUUGGCGGUGUUUAGGCUUAGCAGCGAAUGCAGUAAAUUUAUUCACAAUGGCAAGUCAAUCAAUGGUUCAAAGAUGUCUUUCUGUUACAGAUAUCUCUAAUACUGCAGAACAGCAUUAG
Heterobilharzia americana is the source of this 849-nucleotide messenger RNA. The record is from the annotation of a GenBank genome assembly. NCBI's taxonomy places the organism in Eukaryota, Metazoa, Platyhelminthes, Trematoda, Strigeidida, Schistosomatidae.